Messenger RNA from Drosophila willistoni, 2511 nucleotides. RefSeq names its product transducin beta-like protein 3. NCBI's taxonomy places the organism in Eukaryota, Metazoa, Arthropoda, Insecta, Diptera, Drosophilidae. Gene Ontology annotation, biological process: endonucleolytic cleavage in 5'-ETS of tricistronic rRNA transcript (SSU-rRNA, 5.8S rRNA, LSU-rRNA); endonucleolytic cleavage to generate mature 5'-end of SSU-rRNA from (SSU-rRNA, 5.8S rRNA, LSU-rRNA). Bases 85 to 2460 code for a protein of 791 amino acids. Gene Ontology annotation, molecular function: protein binding; U3 snoRNA binding. The record is from RefSeq and is a predicted model, not a curated record. Gene Ontology annotation, cellular component: small-subunit processome; nucleolus; 90S preribosome. The transcript is spliced from 2 exons.
CUUUGAGUUAACAGGAUGUACCACGCGAUCUCUGGACGAACAAGUUUCUGUAUUAUAAAUAAUCCUUAGAAUAAACGCAGAACCAUGGCCAUGUUGGCCAAUCUAUGUGAGAAAAGCUAUGCGGCUGAGGCGCGGUAUGUAAAUUUCUAUGCUGGUGGCGAUAUAGCCUGGAGUUCAGAUGGUCAACAUUUAUAUUGCUUGAAUGGAGGCGUGGUCAAUCAAGUGGAUGUGGAAACCUCACAGAUAUUGCAAAGUUUCGGCAUCAGUUCUGGCCAGAAUGACCAGAAGCCAACAUCUUUGAGUGACAUAGAAGAGGAGGAGGACACAAUCUACUGCUUUGCCGUAUCCCAUGAUCAUUUGGUAACUGCCCAUCGUAGUGGCUUGCUUCGUCUGUGGCAGAUUAGUCCCAAGAAAAUGGUAAAAUUGUGGAAAUCCCAACACAAAGGUCCGGUGGUCAAAUUGGAAUUCAGUCCUUGUGGCAAAAUAGUCUGCUCCAGCGGUGGAGCCGAUGCCACUCUGCGGCUUUGGGAUCACACGAAUAACAGUUGCCUAUGCGCCUUAAAGGAUUAUCCAGGACCUGCCAUGUUAUUGAGAUUUCAUCCCAAUGUCUUGAGGCGAGAGAUUUAUGCUGUUGGAUCGGAUAAUAUGAUUUAUGGCUGGAAUUUCGAGUCUAAGAAACUGAUACACAAAAUGCGUGGUCAUUUAUCUCAAGUCACGGGUUUGACAUUCCGAAGUGGCCAACAGGAUUGUAAUGACUUGGUCACCGUGAGCAGAGAUAAGGUUAUAAUUGCCUGGCAACUGAUGGCAGAAGACGACCAAUUGGAUGCCAAGCAAAUGAAGGUAUUGCCCCUGUAUGAUGAACUUGAGGGUGUUGUCUAUGUCAAAGAAGGCACCAAAUUGCUAGUGGCCAGUGGUUCGGGUAAACUCCAAGAGAUUGAUCGCACCAGCUGGAAGAUCAAGGAAGUUCUAGCUCAAACAGAUUUUCAAAUCAAUCAUCUUUUAUAUUGCACGGAGUUGAAUCAAUUGGCUUUGGCUACCACCGAGCAGAAUAUAUUGUUCUAUGAUCCUGACAGCAUGGAGCCCAUCAAACAUUUGGUGGGACAUAAUGAUGAAAUUCUCGACAUGUGCUUUCUGGGUGAUAACGAUCGUUAUUUGGCCGUGGCCACUAAUAGCAAGCACUUUAAACUCUACGAUACGGAGCGGCAAAUGAAUUGUAAACUAAUUGUGGGCCACACGGAUACCGUAAUGUCCUUGGCUUCGUCUCACAAUCUGCUUGUGUCGGUGGGCAAGGAUUAUAGCAUUCGGUUGUGGAAACUUCAGCAUGAGCAUGAAUGCUCUUUGGAGGAAGUAAUGAAACAAACAAAUUGUCAUACCUCGACCAUUGGUUGUGUGGCCAUGACCCAUAAUGGAGCCACAGGAUUUGCCACCGUUUGUCAAGAUGGCUCUAUGAAGGUCUGGCAACUACUUAGGGAUAAAAAGGAUGUGAAAUCUUAUAGCUUUCAAUUGCUAUACGCUGCCUUGGCCCACGAUAAGGAGGUGAAUUCCGUGUCCUACGCCUUGAAUAACAAAAUUUUGGCCACAGCUUCACAGGAUAAGACUGCAAAAUUGUGGUCAUCUGAAAAGAAUUCUGUAAUGGGUGUCCUACGGGGUCAUUCUCGAGGCGUUUGGAGUGUACGUUUCUCUCCGGUUGAUCAAAUUGUCUUGACAUCGUCGGCGGAUUGCUCUCUCAGAUUGUGGUCGAUUAGUAAUUUCGCUUGCCUCAAGCGUUUCGAUCAGGAAUGUUCUAUAUUGAGAGCUGAGUUCCUGGAUCAUGGUAAAUUCAUUAUAUCGGCCGCUUCUGAUGGUCUCUUGAAACUGUGGAACAUCAAGACAAAUGCCUCUAUACAAUCUCUGGACGAGCACACUGAUCGUGUGUGGUCUCUGGCUGUCUCAGAGCGAAGUAAUCGAUUUUUCUUCACCGGCGGAGCAGAUUCCAAACUGAUACGUUUCAGUGAUGUAACACAAAUCACCAGAAAUGAAGCCCUAGAUCAACGUCAAUCCAUCUUAGAACAAGAGCAAACACUUCUAUCCUUACUUCAUGCCCAAAAGAAUUUAAAGAAAGCCUUUGUCUUGGCUUUAACUUUGGAUAAACCCAAAGCUUCAUAUGACAUCAUUAAGAACUUUGUCCGUGAACGGAACGAGACGGCCAUGGUGGAAUUGGUGGAUCAACUAAAUGUGGAUCAACGUGUGGCCCUGCUUAAGCACGUCAAGGCUUGGAGCACUAAUUCACGGCACUCUCAGGUGGCCCAACUAAUUCUCAAACAUUUGCUGGGCGAUGCUUUGAUGGAUUCCAAAUUCCGUUUCUACGAUAAUGCAAAUAUGGUUGAAGUUCUUACGCCCUAUGUCCAAAGGCAUUUCAAGAGGAUAACUGAAAUGAAAAAGGAAUUGGCAUUCCUUGAGUUUAUAGUGAAAUGUAUGUAGAUUUUAAGAAUUUCUAUCUGUUAAAUAUAAACAAUUGUAAAGGAAAAACAA